This is a messenger RNA of Oryza brachyantha (malo sina), 1991 nucleotides long. RefSeq names its product mannosyltransferase APTG1. Gene Ontology annotation, molecular function: alpha-1,2-mannosyltransferase activity. The transcript is spliced from 9 exons. Gene Ontology annotation, cellular component: endoplasmic reticulum membrane. Lineage: Eukaryota; Viridiplantae; Streptophyta; Magnoliopsida; Poales; Poaceae. Gene Ontology annotation, biological process: GPI anchor biosynthetic process. Bases 185 to 1843 code for a protein of 552 amino acids. The record is from RefSeq and is a predicted model, not a curated record.
GGUCGAGGGAGGUACUUUGGACUUUUUACGGGACGGAAAUUGAAUUCCCGGCCCAAAAGCUCUAGACCACAGGUCGACUCCGGCGACGGCGACGCCAACGCUCCGCCGCCGCCUCCUCCACCUCCUCCUCCGCCGCCUCCGCCAGCGCCAAACAAGCCCGGAAGUGGCUGCUUCGGGCGCCGCGAUGAGCCAGCGCAGGAGAUCUAAUGCCGCCGUCCCGCCGCCUCCUGAAGGAGGCGCCGGCGACGCGAUCACCACCGGAGCCUCGUCGGCGGAGAAGGAGAGGCGGGAUCUGCCGUGGAUGGCGGGAUCGGACCGAAGGGUGCUGGCGCUGGCGCUGGCUUUCCGCGCGGCGAACGCGCUGCUGGUGCGCACCUACUUCAACCCCGACGAGCACUGGCAGUGCCUCGAGGUCGCCCACCGCAUCGUCUUCGGGUACGGCCACCUUACUUGGGAGUGGAAGCAGGGUCUUCGAAGUUACCUCCACCCCUUCGUCUUUGCUGCUCUCUACAAAUUUCUGGCCUUGCUCCACUUGGAUACCCCAUGGUUUAUGGCGAUGGCUCCUCGCCUUCUACAAUCAGUCUUUGCAUCUUUUGGGGAUCUCUACUUAUAUAAACUUUCAAAACUCAUUUUCAAUAAUCAUGUUGCCCAGUGGGCAUUAUUUUCGCAGCUGGUUAACUGGUUCAUGUUCUUCUGUAUUACGCGGACUCUAUCAAACAGCAUGGAGACAGUCUUGACUGUUGCUGGACUUUACUACUGGUUUACUGCAAUGAAGUCUUCGAGGGGAACUUCAGUUGUUUCAAAUCAGCAAGCUGCCAGCAAGCAAAGGCCCCCAUCAAGAAAAAUGGCUCUACUCAUAGCAGCCUUAGCUUGCGCCAUUCGGCCAACAAGUGCCAUAACAUGGCUAUACAUUGGUCUUUUGGAUUUUAUUCAGAUGAAAUCAAAAUCCCGGUUUCUCUUUCUUGAGAUCAUUCCGCUAGGGGUCUUAGUCCUUGCUGCGGUAACAUUUCUUGAUUGUUGGAUGUAUGGUUCCCCGGUCAUAGUGCCACUUAAUUUUUUGAAAUUUAACCUCUUCUCUUCGGGGGGAGACUACUAUGGAACACAUGUGUUCCACUGGUACUUCAGCCAAGGUUUUCCAUCAAUGGUUUGGAGUUUCUUACCGUUUUCAAUUUAUGGAAUUAUGAAGUCUCGAGAAUGGAGGCUUGCUGGUCUUAUUGCCUGGGUAUUGGCAGUUUAUAGCAUACUUGGACAUAAAGAAUUCAGGUUUGUUCUCCCAGUGCUUCCUUUAAUGUUCAUGUUCUCGGGAUACAACUUAGCUGCAAUGGUGCAAUUCAAGGGAAAAGGUUGCAAUGAGAAAGGGCACCUUUCGAGGUUGCAACUUUCUGUCAUUCUGCUCAUCCUAACGAACCUUCCCAUGGCUUUAUAUAUGUCCCUAUUCCAUCAAAGAGGAACUGAAGAUGUUAUGUUUUAUCUGUCACGAGAAGCCCAUGAUGGAAGAGUAAAGAGUGUCCUCUUCCUUAUGCCUUGCCAUUCAACACCUUAUUACUCUACAUUACAUUACAACAUACCCAUGCGCUUUUUGGACUGUACUCCUAGUGAAAAGAAAGGGACCUUGGAUGAGUCAGAUCGUUUCCUCAUGAACCCAUCAUAUUUUGUUGGCAAGAAUUUUGGUAAUUUAUCUUCGUUCAGUCACAUUGUAUUAUUUGAAUCUGAAGAAAGACAUGUCAAGUUGCUUCUGCACAAUUCCUUUAAAGAGGUUAGGAGAUUUUUUCACUCCCACUUCAAGGUUGAUAGAGACCUUCAGUCGUCAGUUGUUGUUUAUUCACAGAUGGAUGCAUUGUGAUUGCUGUGGCAGAAAAGGCUUGUUACUUUGUUAGUCUACUAUCUUGUCUAACAAUCUCUAAUCAGUUUCGCCCUACUGUAAUUUGUUGGUUGAGAGAUGGUUUGUACUUUGGGUCUUAACUUUGAGAGAUUGAAUUUUUCCCAUCUUU